AUGAACACUGCGAUAAUCCUUGUGACCCUACUGACGGCUCUAGCUGUCUGUCAGGAUCACGAUUACUGGGUUGACCGAGUCUGGGGGGAGCUGCAGCAGGCUGUGACGUGUGCAACCUGCGAGAUCCUGUUAGGCACAUUGAAGGCCGUGGCGCAUCAGGGCCCGGAUGUUCUGAGAGCAGUCUUGGAGGAGGUGUGCACGCAGGCCAAGAUUGCCGAUGCCGAUGUGUGCCAGGGCACCGCGGCCGCCCAAGCGCCCAGCGUCUUUUACAUCCUCGAACAGCUGCAGAUUGGAUCGGUGACCAGUCGGUUGAUGUGCGCCAGCUUGGGUCGCUUGUGUCCGUGGCCUGAGAUCGAUUUCAAUCUGACUCUGCCACCCGAGCCGUCGAGCCAGCCCAUCACGAGGAGCGUCAACGAUAAUACAAGGGAUGGCGAAAAUCGAACCGUCCGCGUGGUCCAUCUCAGCGACACGCACGUUGACCGCUUCUACACGGCGGGAGCCAGCUAUGCCUGCUCGAAACCCAUGUGCUGCCGGCCUUAUACAGCGGCCGAUGCGCCCAACAGCACGCUCUUCCCCUGCGGUGACUGGGGGGGCAAUCCCCGGUGCGAUCCUCCCAUUCGCCUCCUGACUGACAGUCUAUUACCCGUCCUGCAGGGCCUUCAGCCUCCGCUGGCCUUCACGUUGUUCACCGGAGACGUCGUCCCCCACGAUUUCUGGCUUACCAGUCGAGCCUCCGUCGAAGCCGACUACAACACCACGUAUACCGCCCUGCAGCCCCUCACCCGCCAGGGACCCGUCUAUCUCGCCAUCGGCAACCACGACACCUCUCCGAUCAACAUCUACCCAGUCUCUUCCACACCAUCCUCAAAUCUGACGCCGCAAUGGGCCUACGACCUCUUCGCCUACUGGUCGAACCGCCUCUCCCUCCAACCGAGCCUACCAUCACCA
This is a messenger RNA of Aspergillus fijiensis CBS 313.89, 948 nucleotides long. RefSeq lists its product as uncharacterized. The record is from RefSeq and is a predicted model, not a curated record. Gene Ontology annotation, molecular function: hydrolase activity. The annotation marks the transcript as partial. NCBI's taxonomy places the organism in Eukaryota, Fungi, Ascomycota, Eurotiomycetes, Eurotiales, Aspergillaceae. The transcript is spliced from 3 exons.